CGCAUCUUCUUCAUCCAGCCUCUGUUCUUCCGUCACCUCCCCCCACCCCUAAUCACCACACGGUCACUCGCCGGCAUCCAGGCGAGGAGUGGCUGACAUUGAGCACCUCGCCGGCAGUCGUUCACUUGUCGCGUCGCGUCGCGUCCAGUCCACCCCGUACAACCGCUCCUUCGGCACAACCGCGCGCUGGGGGACAUCGCGCCAGAAUUUCUUCACAGCUCGGACGCCCGCCAUCAUGGCCCUCGCCGACCAUGACCCCCUCCUCCUACUCCGACAGGCCAUCUCCGCCGGCAAUCCCUUCGUCCCCAGCCCGUCCGAUGACCCGGGCGCCGCCGAAGCGCCCCUCGCCGACGCCUCCCACCUCCAGUUCACGACGCAGGGCACCGCGCUGCCUCUCGACGCGCCCACGCGCUUCAUCUCCAACGACAAGCCCGUCGACCUGCGCAGUAUCUACUUUGCCUGGCUGAACCGCGAGCUCGCCAUUCCCGAGUACAAUGCUUCGGCCACGGCCCUCAGCGAGCAGCUCGCCGCUGCAGGCUCGCCCGGCAAGGUCCAGAACCUGGGCUUCAUCGAGCGUCUCGACCUCAUCACCUGGCUCGAGGGCGCCAGCGAGGAGAGCGAAUACAUCAAGCCGCUCGCCGGCGAUGCAGAAGCUGCGGCUGCGGCUGCGGCUGGUGCUGCGCCGGCGGCCAAGCCCGGCGCGACGGCCGCCGCCGCGAAGGCGAGGGCUGGCAAGGGCACCUUGGAUCCGCGGCUGGCGAGCGUGUACGACGGCGAGCGUCGCAUGGGCGAUCGCAACACGGUUCUAAGGGGUAUCAAGCCUACGGACUUUUCACACGUGCGGAAGCUCGCCGUGCCUUUUAUCCAGCGCAAAUCCUCAUCGGCCGUCGCCUUGCCUAACAAUGCGUCCCACGCCGCCGAUCCGAAGAAGCCCACGCGGCGCCCCGACCCCAUCAUCUUGCUGUCGCCCUCGGCGUCGGCCCUCCUCCGCAUGUCCAAUGCGCGCUCGUUCCUCGAGGACGGCAAGUUCGUGCUGCCCGACGCCGGGGCCACGGCAGCCAGCAUGCUGCACGUCCAGCGCACGAUGCCGGGCAUCGACGCGAAUCGCCCGAUGCGCUUCAUUCUGGUGGAGGGAUCGGAGCAGUUCAAGCCCGAGUACUGGAACCGCAUCGUCGCCGUCUUCACCACGGGCCAGACGUGGCAGUUCAAGAACUACAAGUGGAGCAGCCCCAAUGAGCUGUUCAAGCACACGCUCGGCAUCUUUGUCGGGUGGCGCGGCGAUGCAUUGCCCGAAAACGUGCGCAGCUGGGGCCACCGCGUGCUUUCCACAGCCGUGGACCGCUGGAGGGGCGGCGAUGGCCAGGACGCGUCGCGCUUCAGGGACAAGGAGGUGGUGGAGCAGAUCUGGAAAGCCAUUGAGGCCAACAUGCGCAACAAGGGCUGGCGGGCCAACGCAGCGCCCACGUCAAUAUGAGGCUGGGACCGCCGUACUGAUUCUUCUUGACACAAAGGCUCAAUGCUCUGCAUACGGUAGCCCUGCUGACGGUGACUUCAGUAGAGCCUUGGACUAAGACCCAUGGGCGGGGAUUCGGUAGACACGGAGUGACUAGCGACGGCGUUGGGAAAUACUUGACAUUUGCAUGGAUAGGCCAAAAGGGCAGUGGCCCGGUUCAAGUCGUGGCAUGGCUCGCCGGAGCUGAAGGAACUUGACGAGGCGACUCUGAGAAGGGUGGGCACGGGUUGCGGUCCAGAAUGGAGGCUGGUAUAUCGACACGACUUGUAUACUGAUACCACUCGUGGCAAUGGACAUGAUUUCGCUCGCAGCGCGUGGCCAGGGUCCCUGAUGCAGAAUCGUUCGUCAGAGACGCUACCCAGACGGCCCUACAGGUGCAGCCCUGAGCAUCCCACGUUCUUCGCAGCGCACUGUCAGCAGAGUCCUCGAUCUACGCUCACCGGUCACCCUUGGAUAUUCCUUUGUGUGUGGUAUGAGUGAGGUAGUAUGACUCUCGUCAGACGUCAGAGGUCAGACGCCGUCCGCAAGAGCCGUACGCAUCUCACGCACGCUCACUCGUUUCCAGAGACGAUUCCUCAUCACCGGCGGAUGGAAAUUGUCAGCCUAUGUACGAAGUAUCUGCGCGCCGCCCUCGUGCAACCCGACAUAGAACACUCCAGGCCCGAUCCUGUUUGUUCCCGUCUCGUAUGCUAGCGUACCAAUGUAAGCACGCACGGGUUGAUGGACAGUCGCAACGUGGACUGCCAAAACAAGUCACGGAG
This is a messenger RNA of Purpureocillium takamizusanense, 2274 nucleotides long. RefSeq names its product accessory factor associated with RNA polymerase II (gene CDC73). Lineage: Eukaryota; Fungi; Ascomycota; Sordariomycetes; Hypocreales; Ophiocordycipitaceae. Gene Ontology annotation, cellular component: Cdc73/Paf1 complex. The transcript is spliced from 2 exons. The record is from RefSeq and is a predicted model, not a curated record. Bases 236 to 1474 code for a protein of 412 amino acids. Gene Ontology annotation, biological process: transcription elongation by RNA polymerase II; positive regulation of transcription elongation by RNA polymerase II. Gene Ontology annotation, molecular function: RNA polymerase II complex binding.